CCUUGUCAUUUGGCUUCAGUAGAUUGGAGAGGAAAAGGACAGCAGCGGCAGCACAGCGAAGGGAAUAGAAGUGCGCUGGUGGAAAAAAAAUUAAAUAAAAAAUAAUACAGAGAAACAAAAAUCCAACAAUGAAAAGGACGCAUGAACGCUUUGUAGUUCACCAGUAACUAAACUAGUCUUUGUAUAUUGAAGUCAAUGACGUAGAAUCGUCUACGCAAGUGAUUUAAAGGUUAGCAGCUGGCUAAAGCAAGACAGGGCUGUGUCAUUGAGAAGGCAGGACACGUCAAGACGAGGAAGGGAGAAAACAAAUAGACACUCUUGACGGAUUAAAGAUCCCCGCUUCAUUAUAUCAGAUCACCGGUUUAUUCGAGGUUCUGCUUUAGUUUGCGUUGUGAUAUCUGGAACGAGCCCUCAGUCAUCGCUCGGAUCAGCCACGAAGGGGAUAGGAAGCAAGAAUAAGUGUGUUGGAGCCAGGUUGAACUGGAGAACAUAAAUGGGGGAUUACGGGUUUGGAGUCUUAGUGCAGAACAACACUGGCAACAAGUCUGCUUUCCCAGUACGAAUCCACCCUCACCUGCAACCCCCACACCACCACCAAAAUGCGACCACCAGCCCCGCCGCUUUCAUAAACAGCACCCCGGCUGGGAAUGGCACCAACACCGGUUCGACAUGGCUAUUCCCGGCAGCCGGCGCCCACAGCAGCAUGCAAGAUGAAAUCCUGGGCUCGGAAAAGCCCAAAGUCCAGCAGCAGGAGCUGCAAGAGUCCCAAGAGAAGCAACAGCAGCUCUCGCCCGGACACCAGGAGAGUGGGAUCAUCUCCGAGCUGGAAAAGGCUCGCGCUGAAGAGAUUAAAGCGGAGAGCGGGUCAUCCGACGGGACCAACGGCAAGGAGAAGCUUCGUUUGGACUCCCCCGUGUUGACGCCCUUUGACUAUCAGGAGCCCUCGGGACUGGGAACGGCGGCCCAAUCCAGCUCCUCCUCCUCCCUGACCAGUUUCAACAACUGGUCAGCUGCUAUCCCCCCCACUCCUUCCACCAUCAUCAACGAGGACAUCAGCUUCUUCAACCCGGCGGCCUCCGCCAACAACGGCCCUCUGCUGUUCCAGAAUUUCUCCCACCAUGUCAGCCCGGGCUUCGGAGGCAACUUCUCCCCUCAAAUCGGUCCAAUCUCCCAGCACCACCCCCCCCACCCCCACUUCCAGCACCCCCACAGCCAGCACCAGCAGCAUCGGCGUUCCCCGGCAAGUCCUCACCAGCCCCCGUUCCCGCACCGCAACGCCCCCUUCGGCCAGCUGCCGCAUCUCUCCAACAGCCUGAGCAAGCCUCCCUCCCCGUGGGGCAGCUACCAGAGCCCCUCGCCCUCUCCCUCCUCCACCUCCUGGAGCCCGGGUGGGGGUUACGGCGGGUGGGGGGGGUCCCAGGGUCGCGAGUAUCGCAGAGGCCUCAACGGAGGCAUGACGCCUCUCAACUCCAUCUCUCCGCUGAAGAAGACCUUCCCCAACAACCACAUGCCCCAGCAGAAGUACUCCCGCACCAGUCCCGGAUUCAACCCCAAGUCCUGGAUGGAUGACAGCAGGAGCGAGAAUAUCUUCCCUUUCCAGGUGUGUGUAAUAUUGACAUGAUGAUGAUGAU
Messenger RNA from Pimephales promelas (fathead minnow), 1631 nucleotides. Lineage: Eukaryota; Metazoa; Chordata; Actinopteri; Cypriniformes; Leuciscidae. The record is from RefSeq and is a predicted model, not a curated record.